Messenger RNA from Ipomoea triloba (trilobed morning glory), 810 nucleotides. Its product is annotated as protein RESPONSE TO LOW SULFUR 3-like. Lineage: Eukaryota; Viridiplantae; Streptophyta; Magnoliopsida; Solanales; Convolvulaceae. The coding region runs from base 76 to 417 and encodes 113 amino acids. Gene Ontology annotation, biological process: cellular oxidant detoxification. The transcript has a single exon. The record is from RefSeq and is a predicted model, not a curated record.
CAACCAGAUAUCUUAAUUUUCCCCUAUUAUCAGUAGUUUUAAUUUACGGUCAACACUCAGAGAGACCAUUUCUAUAUGGCUCCAACGAUCGCUGUGCCCUCCGUGAAGGCAAAGGAGAUCCAACGGCAUAAAACUCCGGCGGCGGAGGAGGAGGUGUUGAGGAAGAGGAACGAGGAGCUGGAGACGGAGUUGAAGAGAAGCCUAGAGAGAGAGGAGACGAUGAGGAGAGAGGUGCAGAGGACGUGGGAGCGGUUGAUGGUGGCGGAGGAGGCGGAGGAGCGGUUGUGCUCCCAGAUGGGGGAGCUGGAGGCGGAGGCUGUUGAACAGGCUCGGGCAUACAAGGCUAGGGUUACGUCGUUGAUGGAUCAGCUCUCCGCCGCACAGAUGCUUCUCCAUUCUCUGUCUGUUUCUAGAUGAUCCCACCGACAUACUCCCCAUAUGAAUUCCGAUUCAACAGAAGAAAAAAAAUAAAAAAACAAUUCUGUUUUGCCUUAGAUUUUUAUCAUCAUUAUUAUUAUGUAUUUUAGUCUUUAAUAGUAAGUUGUAAAAUAUUUUAUAGUCAUCAAAUUCUAUAAUGUAUUUUGAAGAUGAUCGAAUACAAAAUAUACGUGUAAAUUUCUAUUGAGAAGUGAUCACUGAUCGCCUUCCCACACCACACCGGAAAGGGCGACCCAGAUGGUCGCCUUCUCAAGUUGAGAAAAAGGCGAGUAUCUAGGUGGCCAAAAUAGUUGCCUUCUCUGGCUGGUGACCUCUUGGUGGGGAGGAGACGAUCUUGUGUUCUUAAAAGUGUUACAAUCAUUAUUAGUGAAA